Periconia digitata is the source of this 1617-nucleotide messenger RNA. Lineage: Eukaryota; Fungi; Ascomycota; Dothideomycetes; Pleosporales; Periconiaceae. The record is from the annotation of a GenBank genome assembly.
CUGCUAAAUGCUCGCCUUGAUGAGAUUUAUUAUGCAACGCGCCUACAUUUAUUGAAGGGCGCGGAUGAUAGACGAACACAAAAUGUGUUAACCACCAAACGCCAUGCCUUUCGAGGCUUUAGGUAUGCACUGUUCAUAUGCAAACAUUCGCUAUACGCCCUGUUCGUUCGCCCCAAUAGCGAGAUAACAUGCAAUGGCACCAAGAUGGGUUUCAACUCAAGUGGAAAGAGACUCACAACUAUCUACAGCUAUUUCGAUAUUAUUAAACAUUACACAACCAACAUAUAUGCCCACCAUGUUGUUACACCUUGCCUAAACAGUACUUCGCAGUCUAUCUUGUAUUCAACAACAUGAAGAGACAGAGGAGCCAAAGCCCCUCACCAGCCGACCGCUCCACCAAAAGAGCUCGAACAAUGGACCAGGAAGGCCGGGAGAACCAACCACUCCAACAACUGCAGCUAUUCCCAGCCCUACCUGCAGAACUGCGCAACAUACUCUACGGCGCAACCCUCUCCAACCCGCCAACAAACAAAAAUCUCCCCUUCCAGCGCAAAACCUACACCAGCAGCCACACUACGGUGCACCUUAUCCCAACCUACCACGGCCUCCCAUCCCUCAUCUCCCUGCAAAAUCAAAACUUCCGCGAAGCCCACGAGUACCGCUCUCACGUCCUCAACUCUUCGGCUGUCUCUCUCAAAAUCUCCGUUCACUUCAAGGGUAACACGCAGACCUUCAACCAAGCCCACUGGGACGAGAAGCACAUUGCCCACCUCCAAACUCUGCUCAAGAAGUAUUCCUGGUUGAGCAAUGUCCGUGACUACGAUGUCCAGAUCUUGUGGGAGCCGCUUACCAUCGGACGCCGUGUGAAGCCAAAGGUCCAAGCCGGUGUCGUCGCGAACAGGAUGGUCGACGUGCUCACCACGACGCUGCGCGGAGGCGUUGAGCCAAAGAGGAGGGACGCAGGUGUUAUCCAGGCUGGCCUACAUAUUGCAGCCUAUGCGGCCAUGGAGUCCAUACAUUCUGGAUCAAGAUUAGAGUUGUCCGAGUACCUUUGGGCUUCUCCCUCUAGGGCCCCCGCUGCUACUACUACAAUUUCCCAUGGCACCGGCAAGAACAAGAAGGCCAAGAAAGACCGCUAUACCAUCUCACCUCCUCCUCCAGCUCUCUCUCCAUAUAUCGCUACAGCUAAGGCUGCGCCUGCCGCCACCACCACUACCCCCUCCCCAUCCUGUCCACAAACCCACGUCCGCGAGGUCCGCAUCUCCCCCCACCACAUCACCUCCCCAACCCCCACACCCUGGCUCCCCAAGGGCUUUAAGCCGAUCCCUAACCCGUCACCUCGCGGCGUCUCCGAAACCCCGCUCCUCGUCGAGAGCCAUGACGGCUACGUUGAGUGGACGCCCUGGCUGCAGGGCCAUCUCGUGUAUGCUCGAACUACCAAGGAGAGAAAGUUAAUCGAGGAGAAGAGGGGUGCUGCUGAGCCGCUUUUUAAGGAGAAGUGGAAGGAUUUGCCUGCGGUGUUAUAUCCGGGGCUUGUGUGUGAGUGUAAGCAGGCAGAUGGAUAGGCAUGACAUGUCAUCGCGUGGCGGGGCAUAUAUUGGACAUGUGCUUUCUUUU